This is a messenger RNA of Lycium ferocissimum, 1311 nucleotides long. Its product is annotated as GATA transcription factor 18-like. The coding region runs from base 402 to 1118 and encodes 238 amino acids. Lineage: Eukaryota; Viridiplantae; Streptophyta; Magnoliopsida; Solanales; Solanaceae. The record is from RefSeq and is a predicted model, not a curated record. Gene Ontology annotation, molecular function: DNA-binding transcription factor activity; sequence-specific DNA binding; zinc ion binding. The transcript is spliced from 2 exons. Gene Ontology annotation, biological process: flower development; regulation of DNA-templated transcription.
GGUGGGUGGUAGUUGAUGAUGGUAGGCGAUAGUCAUGGUGCGCAGUUAGCGAUGAAAGUGGAUACAGUAAUGGUGAUUUUAUCUUAAACAAAAAUCUUUGAAUACAUAACCUCUUUCCCGCACCUGCUGACGUGUAUUUCUCCAAUUUAUUAUACUCAAGUUUACUACGCUUAUAUAAAGCUAAUAAACUUCCACAACUUACUCCAUAUCUGUCCUCUCUUGUACACUACAAAAGGCAUAAGCUCUCUCCCUUAAGUAGUCAUUGUCUUUCCUCUCUCAACUUACCAUUUCAUCCCAUCAGUCGCUCUCUGAUCUUUCAUACUUCUAAAACUACAAAAUCCUCUUUAAUUCCUUGAAAUAUCAAUUUCAUAUAGAGCUGAGAAAAAAAAAAAACUAACAUAAUGAAUAGUUGCACUAGCGCUUAUUGUCAUGGGGGUCCGUGCACUUGCGGUUUGUAUUACGGUCAAAGUAAUGGCACUUCUGCAUACUCAAUGUUCUACAACCAAUAUCAAAACAAUGAAAAUUAUCCUGAAAACAUGUAUUCUGUCUCUCCUCCUUCUUCAUCUUCAGUUGAUUGUACUCUUUCGUUAGGAACACCUUCCACUCGUCUUAGUACAAAUGAGAAUGAAAAGCGAGUUGAACGUCGCCCUUCUUCUUAUAUGUCCAAAUGCUGGAAUAUUUUACAGAACAAAAAUCAUACAACCUCUUCAUCCGUUCACAAGUCCGGUCGCAGUAGUAGCAAUAAUGGCAGCGCUAACUCAGGCGGCACUGACACAUUCGUUGCUCGCCGAUGUGCUAAUUGUGACACCACUUCUACACCUUUGUGGAGAAAUGGUCCUAGAGGUCCCAAGUCACUUUGCAAUGCCUGCGGAAUUCGUUUCAAGAAAGAAGAGAGGAGAGCCAGUGCUGCGGCAGCCACCGCUAACGGUGGGGGAAUGGACACACAACACAUGAUAAACGGGGGGUCAUGGGUUCAUCAUUCACAAUCCCAGAAAAUGCCGUGUUACUCUUCAGCCUAUGGAAAUGAAUUCAGGUUCAUUGAAGAUGAUGAUGAUCGUCAUGAUUCUGAUAAUACUGCCAUUUCCUUCUGGCCCUUCCUAGCCUCUCAGCAUUGCUGAUUAGCUUAUUAGAAACCUCUCAACAAGAAAGGAAACGGGAGGAUGGAUGCAGCAUUCAUUUCAAGUUUAAAAUUCAAGCAAAGGGAAUUUUGCUUUUUAAGUUUUCAAAUAUUGACAAAUUCUUGUUUUAGUCGCCUUUGAUCCUUCUACUUAUGAAUCUUUAUAUAUUUAACAAAUUACUAAUGUUUUAUGU